Messenger RNA from Malassezia restricta, 2202 nucleotides. Its product is annotated as aarF domain kinase. Lineage: Eukaryota; Fungi; Basidiomycota; Malasseziomycetes; Malasseziales; Malasseziaceae. Gene Ontology annotation, molecular function: kinase activity. The coding region runs from base 1 to 2202 and encodes 733 amino acids. The transcript has 3 exons. Gene Ontology annotation, biological process: ubiquinone biosynthetic process. The record is from RefSeq and is a predicted model, not a curated record. Gene Ontology annotation, cellular component: extrinsic component of mitochondrial inner membrane.
AUGCCUCGAGACGCUGUGUCGUGGGCAGAUGUGGCGCUCGUGUGGCGCGCGGUUCUGCGCCUCGCUGGGUCGAAUGCAUCGUCACUACGGCCAGCCAUCCGGCCGUGGCCAACGCAGCUGGCGAGCGACAAGGCAGGCGGUGUGCCGAGUGAUAUGUCAGGCGGCGUGACAAGCCACAUGCCAAGCGACCGGCCCACUGACGACGUCGCUGCUGCAACAGAGCGCGUAUCGGUGCCAGAGAAAGAGCUGGUGCUCGAGACUGCGCCGGACCGUGUGGCGCCUGUAUCAGAGCGCGUUCCUGAGUCGACGCCCGCCUCGGAUGCCGCCCUCGUUGAACCCCCAGCCACGUCCCCAGAGUACGACGCUGCGAAUGAGCGCACCAAGCCAUUGAGGGCGAAGCGCGUGCCCGCGACGCGGCUGGGCCGCCUACUGCACUACGGCAGCCUGGGCGCAGGCCUGGCGUGGGGCUCAGCGAGCGAGUACAUGCGGCAGACGACGCGGGGCUCGGGCGGCUCGUCGCUCUUUCUUUCCGCGGCGAAUGUCGAGCGACUUGUUGAUAAGCUGAGCACGAUGCGCGGCGCGGCGCUGAAACUCGGGCAGUUUCUGUCGAUCCAAGACAGUCACUUACUUCCGCCCCAAGUCGAAGAGGUGCUCCUGAGGGUCCAAAAUGCUGCCCACUACAUGCCGGGAUGGCAACUUGAGCGCGUCAUGACCGAGGAACUUGGCGAGCAUUGGCGUGCGCACUUUGCGUCGUUUGAUGAGCGGCCGUUCGCCGCUGCCUCGAUUGGCCAAGUCCACAGCGCCGUGAUGGCCGAUCCAUACCCAGCGCAGCCCGAGAUGGCGGGGCGGCGCGUAGCUGUCAAGGUGCAGUUUCCCGGCAUUCGGGACUCGAUCGCCAGUGACUUGUCGUACGUCAAGUGGCUGCUCACCGCAACGGCCCUUCUGCCCAAGGGCCUGUUUUUGGAAAAUUCCGUGCAGCAGCUGCAGCAGGAACUGCAGGACGAGUGCGACUAUACACGCGAGGCGGAUAUGUGUCGCCGCUUUUACGAACAUGUGGCGCAUAUGGAGCCCCACGGUCUUUGCUUCGAGGUGCCGCGCGUUGUCGACAGUGUAUCGACGACGCGCGUCCUCACCGCAGAGUUUCUGCGUGGCCGACCGCUGACGCAGGCGGCGCACAUGGACCAGACGACGCGCGAUAAGAUUGCGCAUGCGAUUAUGGAGCUCAGUCUGCGCGAGCUGUUUGACUGGCACCUCAUGCAGACGGACCCGAACUGGACCAACUUUCUGUACCAUCACGAGCGCCAGUCGAUCCAGCUCAUUGACUUUGGCGCCACGCGCGACUACUCGUCCGAUUUUAUUGCGCUGUGGCUCAAGCUGCUGCGGGCCGCUGUGUCCGGCGAUCGUGCGCAGUGUGAACACUGGAGCGUGCAGAUUGGCUACCUGACCGGCCACGAGUCUGAGACCAUGCGCGAGGCUCAUGUGACAUCGAUGCUCACGCUCGGCGAGCCAUUCCGCCACGAUGCACCUGUUCCGUAUCCGUUUGCGAAUCAGACCAUCACGGAUCGCGUGCGCGAGCAGAUUCCCACCAUGGUGCGUGAGCGCCUGCGUCCGCCGCCGCCUGAGACGUACUCGCUCAACCGCAAGCUGAGCGGGGCCUUUUUGCUGUGUGCGCGUCUCCGAGCUCGUGUCAACUGCCGCGACCUGUUCGACCAGGUGACGCGGUCGAAGGGUUUCCAUACGUGGACGCCGCCGUCCGACAUGUACAGAGGAGAAGACAUGCUGGAGCGGUGGUCUCACCUGCCGACGUACAAGCGCCGACGAGCUGAGCGACAUGCCGAUGCGCCCGAGAAAGAGGCGACUGUGGUGCAGGGGCCGCCUGACACGGUGCGUGUGCGCGACGUGUACGUGCCCACGAAGCCCGUGCCCCCCGGCCCUGAAGAAUGCUGCCAGUCGGGAUGCGUCAACUGCGUCUAUGUAUUGUAUGCCGACAAUGUGAACGAGCACAAGCAGGCGAUGCGGGACAUUCGCCGCAAGCUGCGGACGUACGACCCACCGAUCCGCGAGGACGAGUGGGACACGACACUGCUGGGGCCGAUGCCCAACGCGCCAGAUACCCAAGACGACCACGUCGACGAAGCCGCGCCGGCCGAUCCGUCUUUAGCGGCCUUUUUGGAGCUUGAGCGCAAGCUAAAGAAGAAGUAG